Molecule: messenger RNA, 786 nt
Organism: Magnolia sinica
Lineage: Eukaryota; Viridiplantae; Streptophyta; Magnoliopsida; Magnoliales; Magnoliaceae
Product: inositol 1,3,4-trisphosphate 5/6-kinase 4-like
Exons: 8
Coding region: 1-786 (261 amino acids)
Biological process (GO): inositol trisphosphate metabolic process
Cellular component (GO): cytoplasm
Molecular function (GO): ATP binding; magnesium ion binding; inositol-3,4,5,6-tetrakisphosphate 1-kinase activity
Source: RefSeq, a predicted model, not a curated record
AUGUUGGUGGCUUCUGCUUUAGGCAUCAACUGCGAAGGAGUCUUUGUCGAAAGCGAAGCCAGUGUCAGCGCAAAAGACCAGGUUUCCUUCCCUCCGACUGAUAAAAGCCUUAUGGAUUCACAUGGAAUUUCUUAUGGGGAGGAUGCUUCAUCUCAAAAGGCGCACUUUUUCCUUAAUUUCUUGUGCGUAUAUUGCAUCUGGGUGGCCUUUCUUGCAAGGGUGGCAACGGCAUAUUCAUUUGAUAGCAUUGUGUUGAAUGCAUCCGGUAUAGAUGACACUUUUAACAGAAUAUUGGUAGCUUGGAGUGGCAUUGGGGAGACUUGUGUCUAUGUUACUUCUAAAAAAGAUGAAGGCCUCUUUCUUAGACUCAAGCAAGGUGGUGAGGAUGUUGCAAGAGAAAAUAUAGAAGUGCUUUUUAUCAAUAAGCUAGAAGAGCUGCCCAUCACUCUUUGCCGUUUCAGUAAAAUGGCAGUCCGUGACAUAUCAGUCAUGAAUGUUGUAUACGAAAUGAAACCUUCCCGUGAAGAAGAUUUUUCAAAGAGAGGUGCGUUCCCCAUGUACCCUACUCAAAAUGGAUUGAUGUUUGUUCCUCUCACAUUCGAUCUACCUUUAGCAUCUCAAAUACAAGAAGUGGAUGUGAUUCUCCAUAAAGCAACUGAUGAAAUUGUUGAUAAUUUCCAUGAGCAGAAUCUUGCGGAAAGACUAUUGGAAGCUCAACUGUACUUUCCAAAUAUUGUAAAGCCACAAGUUGCUUGUGGAGUGGCUGAUGCUCAUAGCAUGCUUUGA